This is a messenger RNA of Malurus melanocephalus (red-backed fairy wren), 3299 nucleotides long. RefSeq names its product F-box protein 21 (gene FBXO21). The transcript has 12 exons. Bases 7 to 1821 code for a protein of 604 amino acids. NCBI's taxonomy places the organism in Eukaryota, Metazoa, Chordata, Aves, Passeriformes, Maluridae. Gene Ontology annotation, molecular function: protein binding; DNA binding. The record is from RefSeq and is a predicted model, not a curated record.
GSCAAGAUGGCGGCGGAGGCCGCGGGCCCGGCGGGGUCUGGCGGCGGCGGCGGGACGGGCCUGACGGACCUGCCGGGCGAGCUGCUGGAGCUCAUCCUCUGCUGCGACGUGCUGGGCGCCGCCGACAUCGGCCGCGUGUCCUGCACCUGCCGCCGGCUGCGUGAGGCGUGCCAGCCCCGCGGCAAGGUGUGGCGGGAGCGCUUCCGCCUCAGGUGGCCAUCCCUGCUGAAGUACUACAGCCACACGGAUGGCAUCAGCUGGCUGGAGGAGUACAAGGCACGGCACAACGCGGGGCUGGAAGCCCAAAGAAUUGUAGCUUCCUUCUCCAAAAGGUUCUUCUCAGAGCACGUCCCCUGUGAUGGAUUCAGUGACAUUGAGACUCUGGGCUGCCCGAGCCAUUUCUUUGAGGAUGAGCUGAUGUGCAUCCUGAACAUGGAAGGAAGGAAAGGCCUCACCUGGAAGUACUAUGCAAAGAAAAUUCUGUAUUUCCUACGGCAACAGAAUAUAUUAAAAAACCUGAAGGAGUAUCUGCAGCGCCCGACGGAGCGGCAGUCAUUUUUGGAGGGUGCUGUUUUGAUCGAUCAGUACUGUAACCCCCUGUCUGACAUCUGCCUGAARAGUGUCCAGGCACAGGUGGACGAUAUCACGGACAAAGUGCGCAAAGUGCUGCGGACCAAGAACCCCAGGCACCCCAGCGUGGCUUCCAAGGCAGGAGAGGUUCUCGUUCCAGAAGUGGAGCUUCAGAGACAGGUGCUUGAUGCCAUGAACUGUGUGCUGUAUGAGCAGCUAAAAUACAAAGGAAAUGAGCUGGAUUACUACAAUUCCCUGAAUUCCUACAUUCACCAGGUUUUGAUCCGCAGGACAGGAAUUCCCAUCAGUUUGUCUGUGCUUUAUUUAACCAUUGCCAGGCAGCUGGGAGUCAAACUGGAGCCGGUGAACUUUCCCAGCCACUUCCUACUGCGAUGGUGUCAAGGGAAGGAAGGGAGCACAGAUAUUUUUGACUACACCUACAUCGAUGCCUUUGGGAAGGGAAAGCAGCUGACGGUGAAGGAGUGYGAGUACCUGAUCGGGCACCACGUGACAGAGGAGUUCUAUGGAGUGGUGACUUCCAAGGAGGUCUUGCAGAGGAUGGUGGGGAAUCUCCUGAACCUUGGCAAGCGAGAGAGCACUGACCAGUCCUACCAGCUCCUGAGAGACUCCUUGGAUCUGUACCUGGCCAUGUAUCCAGACAAUGUGCAGCACCUCAUGCUCCAGGCCAGGUUGUACUUCCACCUGGGAAUCUGGCCAGAAAAGGUUCUGGACAUCCUGCAGCACAUCCAGGCCCUGGACCCAUCGCAGCAUGGGGCUGUGGGGUACCUGGUGCAGCACACCCUGGAGCACAUCGAGCGGCGCAAGGAGGAGCUGGGCCCCGAGGUCAAGCACCGCUCGGACGAGAAGCACAAGGAGGUUUGCUUUUCCAUCGGGCUCAUCAUGAAACACAAGAGGUAUGGCUAUAACUGUGUGAUUUAUGGCUGGGAUCCYGCCUGCAUGAUGGGCCACGAGUGGAUCCGGAAUAUGAACGUGCACAGCCUCCCCCACGGCCCCCACCAGCCCUUCUACAACGUCCUGGUGGAGGAUGGCUCCUGCAGAUACGCUGCCCAAGAGAACCUGGAGUACAACUCGGAGCCCCGGGAGAUCCCUCACCCCGACAUUGGCCGCUACUUCUCUGAAUUCACCGGCCUUCACUACCUGGCAAAUACCGAGCUGGAAAUUCGGUACCCGGAGGAUUUGGAGCUCACCCGAGCCACAGUGCAGAAGAUUUACAGUUCAGGCAAGGAGUGAGUGCCAAAGGCAGCCUGGGGACAGAAGCAGCUGGAGUGUAGCUUUACCCUCUUUGCAGAACUUGCGUGGGAAGCAAGUUUGGUGACAAUCCUUUGGCUUAAUGCAUCGAAAACUGCAUUGGACUUGGAAACUGGUGCUACAGCAUCUUCCCCUCGUCUGCCUGCCCAUCCUGGCCCAAGGCACAGGGACACUUUGGUACUCGAGGCCCAGCAGGAGCAUCUGGCAGGGUCAGGAGCGUUGUCCUUUGGAAGGAUCUGCACAUCCUGCUCGUUCUGUGGUGGCCUUGCCUUAGAAGGUCAACACAGUGAGAUCCCGAUGUGGAAUGUGGAUGAGCCCCCCUCUUCCAGAGCAGGAAGUUGCUUGUCCUUACAGUAUUGUGAGGUUUGUGUUUGGCUGUGUCUCUUUGGUUUGGUUUGAAUGUCUAUCCCAUGCAGGYGAUAGUUUUUAAAGUCUCUCCGUUUCACUGUUGUCUUCUCCGGUCUGAAUCUUUGGGUCAGGUAUCGCUUCACCUCUAUAGUCUGAUUGUUUCUAGAGCUCCUGUUCCAAUUCUGAACAUCCUUCUGGGCCUGGCAAUAUCCUUAUGGGCCUGGGAAAGACAACCAGCAGCAGUGGGGCUCGUGGGGUGGCAAGCAGUGCUGACUCUGGGGGCCACAUCAGCGAUGACAAAGACUCCUCGAGCAGAAGAGGAGCUCCUGGCCCUUUUCCAGGCCUGCUGAAUGCACCCAGCCCACGUUCUGACCUUGUUCUUUGGUCUGUCCAUCAUGUGUGUCCAAGGUGGGCUCCAUGGCACAGCCRUGAGUGUUCCCAGGAGGAUUUGGGACCUCGUGGGGAUGUUGGUGGAACCUCGAGGGCAGCACCAGAAUGACUUUGAUGGAUGCAGAGCUGCUGCUCGCUGCCGUCUCUGAUCCUUUUUUCCAGUAGGUAUUUAUGCAAUACAGUGAGCGAUGACUGGAACUUGGCCAUCCCUGGAAUCAGCCAAACCAUUAGGGAUGCAAGACAUUCAUUCCUGCAGCUCGAGGCCUUCUUUCUUCUUGCCAAAAGAAAAGGGAUUCUGGGGGUGUGCAGAAUCCUCGGCUGCCUGCAAGGAAAGGGCUUGAGCAGCUCGAGGCACGUGAAUUUGAACCUUGACUUGGAGGCCCAAGCAGAAGCACUGCAGCAGUGUUCCCUCUGGGCUCAGGGGCCGUGGGGUGCAGAGUGAUAUGUUUGUGCAUAUCUUUGUGGUUUCUGAAGCAAUGUGUGUAGAGUAGCUGCACUUGUUUCUCCUGUCACUGUCCAUUUGCAACACAGCAGUUCUCCUGUCCGAGCUGGCACUUAGGGCCCUGUAGAGGUAGGUGGAUGCUCUUUAGUCUCGUACACACUACAGGAAUCUCCACGUGGAAUCACUCACAGCCCCCCUGUCUGGCAAUGCCUGCCCUGCAUGUCACCUCCUGCAACCCUGAGCACUGGUGUUCUGUGAGAAAUAAAUGCUGAGAGCCCGG